Choloepus didactylus (southern two-toed sloth) is the source of this 2367-nucleotide messenger RNA. Its product is annotated as collagen alpha-1(I) chain-like. The transcript is spliced from 8 exons. The coding region runs from base 1 to 2367 and encodes 788 amino acids. The record is from RefSeq and is a predicted model, not a curated record. NCBI's taxonomy places the organism in Eukaryota, Metazoa, Chordata, Mammalia, Pilosa, Megalonychidae.
AUGAGGGAGGGGGCGAGAAGCCUCUAUUCCCUGGCUGCGCGGGACCCCGACCCCAAGAGGGCACUGCCCUGGGUGGCACCUCCAGCAGAUCCUGAUGCCUGGGUCCCCGACAGCCCGGGCCCCAUCGACAGGCCGGUGAGAUGGACCGAGGCCAGUGGGGGACUCAGGGCAGGAUCCCAGGCACCCCCCCUCAUCUGGGGCUUCCGGAGAAAGGGCUCAACCUUUGGAGGGGACGGGGGACGGCGGGGGCCACCACGGAGGACAGCGGCCGAGGCGUCGGCACCUCCCGCUGGCCCCGGCGCGGGGCCCGGGAACGGGCGUGUGUUUGCGCAGGGAGCCGCCGAUGGGGACAAGGGCGCAUUGUGUCCGCGCGCGCCCGGGACGGCCCCGCGCCCCUCCGCCGUCCCACCCCGCCGCGGGCCGGGUUCCCGGGGUCGCCGGGUCCCGGAUCUCCCGCCUCCGCGGCGUGGCCCCAUCCGCAGCGCCGGGCCGGGGGGCUCCCGGGAGGCCGGGUCGGGCGGCUGCUCGGCGGAGGGGCCCUGGACAAGGGGAGAGCGGAACCCCGAAGCAGGAGUCCACCGGGUCGGGCCCGGGGGUCCUGGGGGCGGGGUGCGCCCCUUCGGGUCUCGGGGAGGCGGCGGGGGGCAGGGCGGCCCUUCUGGGGAGGAGCUCGCGGGCCCGCGGGGUGGGGGCGCGGCCGUGUGGGUCAGGACCUCAGGCCCAGGGGGUCACGGCUGCAGGUUCCCCGCGCCCUCCCCCUCGUCGGGCAGACCACCGCCCCAGGCCCACGGCCUGGACCCCCUCCACGCGCACCCCCCAGCCAACAACUGCCCCGGGGGCCCGUGCCGGGAGGCAAGUGGGACAGAGGCCGCGGUCAGCGUCACUGCCACGCAGCAGGGGGGGCUCACCUGCCCGAGCCUGUUUGCCCAGCUCUGGGAGGGGGUGGCAGAUGAGGCUGUGGGGUCGACCCCUCUCCUCGCGGGUCACACAGACGUGGGGGGCGGUGGACCCGGAGACCAGCAGAGGUCUGUGACAGCACUGCCUGUGCCACCCCCUCCCCGGCCUGCCUCCCCCUCCUCGGCCACCCCCCCGCAGGCCUGCCCCACUCCCGGCCCCCCGCCCGCCCCGUCCCUGGCUCUGGGCCUCGCCUGCAGCCUGCCCUCCUCAACCCCCUUGGCAGCCGCCUGCGGGCUCCUUCCUGCAGCGCCUGACUCAGGGCGCUGUGGGAUCACCCCGGCCCCUCCCGCCAUCCAGCCCUGGAUGGGGCCCAGACCUGAGGUGGUUCCGGCAGCUGCCCCCGAGGCCACCUUAGCCCAGCGCACAGCCCCUCGCUGCCCAGCCAGCCCCGACGGGCCCAGGGGUACAGAGGGGGAUUGGGAAGACGGGGGCAGGGAGCCGCGUGAGAGAGGGCCUGGAGGUGAGAAGGGGCUGGCAGAGGGGGCUGGGGGCUGGGGGGAGGCAGGAGCUGGUCACACUGGGCUCUGGGGCCUGCUCAGCACUCACCAGGCGUGCGCAGGGCCCCCGAACCCGGCCAUCCUCCCGCAGCCCCACCCCAAGGCCCACUUUGCAGCAGCCUUUGGUGCGGGGCCUCAGGGAGCCCCCGGGGAGGUUGGAGCCGGGACGGCCCAGAGAUGGCCUCCAGGUCUGGGAGAGGGGGGCGCGGACGGGCAAGGCAGUGAGAGCACAGGCCCUGGGGCGGAUCGGGGGCGGGGCGGACAGACGCCGGGUCAGUGCCGCGGGGGUGGGUGGGGUCUGCUGGCCACCCCCGUCUCCCCCAUAAAGGGCCCCCACUUCACAGACAGGAGAAGGGGCCCAGACCUUGGGGCUCCCGUGCGGGCAGAUGGGAAAGGGGCGCCCACGCUCUCCGUCGGGAUCCCUGGGAGGCCCGGAGGAGGCGGGACGCGGCUGGACUGCUCCCAGACAAGGUGGUGCUUGGGCGACCCGUCGGGCGACGAGGGAACCGGCCCAGGUGGCCUGGGGUCGGCACCCACAGCCUUGCGAGCCCCAGCAGGACCCCAACGUCCAGGGGAGGCCAGCGGGGGCUGUCGGUGCUCCCAGGGAGCCUGCGGGCCUGGCUGGGGUGGUCCUGCCCCAGGCCCCGCCCCCAGCCACCCACCUGGGGGUCUGCAUGCCCGCCGGCCUCCCUCCCCCACGUUCUCGGGGGCCUUUGGGCCCCGCUGCCCAUAUGGCGUGGACCCCCUUCUACCCGGGGCCGGGCAGGGCCAACAGGGUGACAGCGCUCAGGCCUCGGGCUCCUAUCUGGACAGGGCAGGCUGGCGAGGACCAAGCCCAGCUCCUCUGCCGCUGGCUCUCGGCCUUGCCAGGCACUGCCCACUGGGCUCCUCGAGAGACCCCGGCAUGGUGUGA